Messenger RNA from Panicum hallii, 2785 nucleotides. Its product is annotated as probable alpha,alpha-trehalose-phosphate synthase [UDP-forming] 9. The record is from RefSeq and is a predicted model, not a curated record. The coding region runs from base 53 to 2512 and encodes 819 amino acids. Gene Ontology annotation, biological process: trehalose biosynthetic process. The transcript is spliced from 3 exons. Lineage: Eukaryota; Viridiplantae; Streptophyta; Magnoliopsida; Poales; Poaceae. Gene Ontology annotation, molecular function: catalytic activity. Gene Ontology annotation, cellular component: cytosol.
CCCAAACCAAACGGCUGCACCCCUUUGCUGCGCAGGCCACACCGCCGCAGCAAUGUCCUCCCCCUCCUCCUCCGACGGCGAGCGCCCGCCGUCUCCGGUGGAAGCGCGCCGCAUCGUCGUCACCCACCGCCUCCCCCUCCGCGCCGAGCCCAAUCCCGACGCGCCGCACGGCUUCGAUUUCUCCCUCGACACCGACGCGCUCCCGCUCCAGCUCUCCCGCGGCCUCCCCCGCCCCGUGGUCUUCGUCGGCGCUCUCCCCUCCGCCGCCGUGUCGAUCCCGGCGUCCGAGGAGCUCGCGGCCGAUCUCCUCGAGCGCUUCUCCUGCAGCCCGGUGUUCCUGGGUACCGGCCUCCACAAGGACUUCUACGACGGAUUCUGCAAGCACUACCUGUGGCCGAUGCUCCACUACCUCCUCCCGCUCGGGCCCUUCAGCGGCGGCGGCGGCGGCGGCCUCAACUUCAAGGCGGAGCUCUACCGCGCCUACCUCACUGCCAACACGCAGUACGCCGACCGCGUCUACGAGCUCCUCAACCCCGACGAGGAUCUCGUCUUCAUCCACGACUACCAUCUCUGGGCGCUCCCCACCAUCCUCCGCCACAAGUCGCCGCGCGCCCGGAUAGGCUUCUUCCUCCACUCGCCCUUCCCCUCCUCGGAGCUCUUCCGCGCCAUCCCCGUCCGCGAGGAGCUCCUCCGCGCCCUCCUCAACGCCGACCUCGUGGGCUUCCACACCUACGACUACGCCCGCCACUUCCUCUCCGCCUGCUGCAGGCUGCUCGGCGUCAACAGCCACACCCGCCACGGCUACAUCGGCAUCGACUACUUCGGGCGCGUGGUUGUCGUGAAGAUCCUCUCCGUUGGCGUCGACAUGAGCCAGCUCCGAGGGGUGUUGUCGUCGCCGGAGACAGCCGCAAAGGCCAAGGAGAUCGCCAAGAAGUUCGCGGGCCGUAAGGUGUUGCUCGGCGUGGACGAUAUUGAUAUGUUCAAGGGGAUCGACCUCAAGCUCUCGGCCAUGGAGAAACUGCUGGAGUCGCAGAAGGAGCUGCGCGGCCAGGUGGUGCUCGUGCAGAUCAACAACCCGGCGAGGAGCCCUGGGCGCGACAUCGACACAGUUCGCGCGGAGGUGAAGGCGAUGCGGGACCGGAUCAAUGGCCGCUUCAGCUUGCUGGGGUAUGACCCGAUCGUGAUGAUCGAUGACCCCUUGACGAUGCACGAGAAGCUGGCGUUCUACUCCUCGGCGGACAUCUGCAUCGUCACCGCCGUGCGCGACGGCCUCAACAGGAUACCGUACAUCUACACCGCGUGCCGUCAGGAGGGUCCGCUCGCCAGCGGCGCGCCGGGCGCACCGAGGGAGAGCGCCAUCGUCCUGUCCGAGUUCGUCGGGUGCUCGCCGUCCCUGAGCGGCGCGGUUCGCGUCAACCCGUGGAACGUGGACGACGUGGCCGACGGGAUGAACUCGGCGCUGAUGCUGGAUGAGCGCGACCGGCAGAUGCGGCAAGAGAAGCACUACAAGUAUGUGAUCACGCACGAUAUUGCCUACUGGGGGCAGUCGCUCGACCAGGACCUGCAGAGGGCGAGCGAGCACCACGCGUCGAUGAACAUUUUGAGCGUUGGGCUCGCCAUGAACUUCCGCAUCGUCGUGCUUGGGCCCAACUUCCAGAAGCUCUCGCCUGGGGACAUCAAUCCAUCUUACCACCGGACCGGCAACAGGCUCAUCUUACUGGACUAUGAUGGCACUGUGAUGCCGGAGGGGUUGAUCACCAGAUAUCCUAGCCAGGAAUUGAUUCGCGUUCUGAACGAAUUGUGCUCAGAUCCAAAGAAUACAGUCUUCGUAGUCAGCGGGCGGGGGAAGGAUGAACUGGCUGGAUGGCUGGCGCCCUGUGAAAGACUGGGAAUCUCUGCAGAGCACGGCUACUUCACAAGGUGGAGCAGGGAUUCUCCAUGGGAGUCACCCAACUUGGUGAUAGGCUUGGAUUGGAAAAACCUUGUUGAGCCUGUAAUGAAGCAUUACACUGAUGUAACCGACGGGUCAUACAUUGAGGCUAAAGAAACAGCACUAGUCUGGCACUACGAGGAAGCCGAUCCGGAUUUCGGAUCAUGUCAGGCUAAAGACCUCCAGGACCACCUGCUCAGUGUGCUCGCCAAGGAGCCUGUGUGUGUGAAAAGCGGCCAUAAGAUUGUGGAGGUUAAUCCUCAGGAUGUGGGCAAAGGAAUCGCAGUGCGGAAUCUGAUUGCAACCAUGGGCGCUCGCGGGAGCUUGCCAGAUUUCAUCCUAUGUGUCGGCGACGACAGGUCUGACGAAGACAUGUUUGCGGCAAUCUCCAAGCCCUCGAGCAACUUUGCAUUCCCGGAGUCUGCUGAGAUCUUUGCUUGCACCCUCGGCAACAAGCCAAGCCUGGCCAAGUACUACCUGGAAGACUCCGACGAUGUCCUGAAGAUGCUAAAGGGCCUGAUGGACUCGUCGCGUCCCGGAGGAGCGUUGCAAACUCAGGUGUUCGAGGACCCCUUCGAGUGAGCCAAGAGUGGCCCGGGUCCCGGUAGAGCAAUUUUGUUCGUGAUUCCAUUUUGUAACCAGGGGGGAGGAAAUGGUUGGGGCAGAGGCAAAACCCAGUAGACUGACAAGUGACCGAUCCAUCGGUCGUUAGCGUAGAUGACAUCGUCUUUCUUGGUCAUGUUUGGCUGGCUAUAGUAGUUUUUGUAGAGUCGGCGGAAGUUUUCCUAUUUUUGCUCCUAGAUCGCAAGGAAAACGAAGUAAAAGGAAAUCAAUCAAUCAUGGUUCGUUGAUCUG